ACGGGAAUGGGAAUGGGAAUGGGAAUGGUAAAGAUGGAUGGAAAUGGCGAUGCAGUGGACGACCAACACCAAGACCCAAAUCCCUCUCUGUUUCCUCUCUUUCCUGCUGCCGCUGUCCCCGCUUCUACAGUCGCUUCUUCUAGUAGCGUCCCCCAAUGGCUUUCCAACCCUAGCUUCACCAACUAUCUUUCCCUCGUCAACGACGUCGUUUCCUCUCUUUCCCGCUCCCUCAAGGUAGAAGAAGAAGAAGAGGAAGAAGAAGACGAAGACGAAGGAAAACAAAAGCAGCAGGAGAAGAGCCACCGUUCUUACGAGCUACUUGAGGAGGAGGAGGAGGAGGAGGAAGAAGAACAACUAGAAGAAGAUUCUGAUGGAGCAAAGUACGACGAGAGAAAAAGGAAGAAAAGAAGUAAGAGGAGGAGCAAGAAGAAAACGAUUUCGAAAGAAAUUGGUGAUUCCUUGUCUAAAUACAAAUCCAAAACCUCUCAUUCCAGUGAUUAUUAUUUUGAUUCUCAUCCAGAUCUUGAUAACUUGGCCUACGGCUCUCUCUACAGGAUGGAUGUUCCGCGUCAUAAACUUAGAAAUCCUGAACAAUUAUCUGGAUUCAUGUACCGUCGGACUCUCAGAUUUUCAACAUAUGAUAAGGAUGCUGAUAUUGAUGCUUUGGAUCCUAAGCUAAAGUCUGCUGGUCGAUACUGGUCUCCCAACAAUGCUGCACUUGAACACCAUAAGGACCUAAAGCGUCUUCCUCGUUAUGCUCCCAAAAAUUCUUCAGAAGUAGUUCGUGCUGAUUUCAUUCCUUUGACGGAUAUUCAAUCAUCUCCUCAACGUGGUGAAGGAAGUUCAAUCUCAAACAAUUCAGUCAUUGAAGAAUCAUGGGAGGAUGAAGUGCUACGUAAGACACGGGAAUUCAACAAAUUGACCAGGGAGCAUCCCCAUGAUGAAAAAGCAUGGCUAGCCUUUGCAGAGUUCCAGGACAAGAUUGCGAGUAUGCAACGACAGAAAGGUGUUCGCUUACGGACUCUUGAGAAGAAAAUUAGCAUACUCGAGAAGGCAACUGAGCUUAAUCCUGAUAACGAACAAAUCUUGCUUUGUUUAAUGAGGGCCUAUCAAAAAAGAGAUAAUACUUAAGUGUUGAUUGGGAGAUGGGAAAAUGUGCUUAUGCUGCAUUCUGGGGAGUUAUAUGCUGUGGAGAGAAUUCUUGCAUGUUGUUGAAGGGGAGUUCUCCAGAUUUAAAGUUUCAGAUAUGAGAAAAAUGUAUGCACAUGCGAUCCAAGCUCUAUCUGCUACCUGCAACAAGCAAUUUAGACAGGUUCUUAAUCUAGUGCAUUU
Molecule: messenger RNA, 1332 nt
Organism: Hibiscus syriacus
Lineage: Eukaryota; Viridiplantae; Streptophyta; Magnoliopsida; Malvales; Malvaceae
Product: nuclear exosome regulator NRDE2-like
Exons: 2
Coding region: 7-1131 (374 amino acids)
Biological process (GO): negative regulation of RNA catabolic process; regulatory ncRNA-mediated post-transcriptional gene silencing
Cellular component (GO): catalytic step 2 spliceosome
Source: RefSeq, a predicted model, not a curated record